AUGCUUAAUAUGCAUGCGCUAAAUUUAACUUUGAAUUGGUUAUGCAAUGUGAUCAAUUUCUCAAAUGUUCAUCGAAGACUUUUAAUAUUUGCAUUUGAUCGUACAACCUACAAUACAAUUCGGAUCUCAUGGCCAGAAAUUAAAGUUAUCUUUUGGCCAUUACCUGAAAUGCACAAACAAUUUCAAAUGGGUGAUAGUCGUUAUCAAAUGUUGCAAUAUUUUCGUGCAAAAUUAUGUACAUAUUUAGCUAGUAUAGGCCGUGAUUUUUGGAUGAUCCAACCGGAUACUUAUUGGCGCAAAAAUCUGUUCGAAAUUGCGAACACUAGUCAGAUGAUGAACUUAAAUGGUAAUCUACUUUUCGAUCAAGAAGGUGAUAAAGGUUUGUUGAUUGAAAUGAUCGCUGGUGGAUAUUUUUUUGUCAAAUCAAGUCCUAAGUCAGAAUGCUUUUUCAAAGAGCUUUCAAGGCAGUUGGAGUAUUACUAUGCUACGGAUAAUAAUAUCAUGGGAGCAUUAUGUAUCACACAAUAUUGCGGCAAUAAGUGCGCAUUCAUACCUUACAGUUUGAUCAGUAAUUGGCGAUGGUAUUGGAGUGAAAAAACUUCUAUUCCAGCAUUGCUACAAUUCGAUAGUAGCUUAAGUUCAAAUAAAAAAUUUGAAAAUAUGAAAAAGCUUGGUGCUGAAUUUGUAAAUAUCACCCAAAUCAAAAAACAUUAUCGAGCUAAAUGCUUUAUUCGGAAGGCAAUAAUGCCGGAAAAAGCUAUUCCUGAAUGGCCAGUCUUUUUUUCUUAUAUUUAG
This is a messenger RNA of Cercopithifilaria johnstoni, 795 nucleotides long. The record is from the annotation of a GenBank genome assembly. NCBI's taxonomy places the organism in Eukaryota, Metazoa, Nematoda, Chromadorea, Rhabditida, Onchocercidae.